AGUGUGAAAUGUGGAAAAACUCUUUGGUGUUCAUUUCAGAGACACACUGACACAGUACCUCUUCUCUUCCACCCUAAUUUAGCUUCCAGUCUGUGAAUCGUUCGGCGUUUGCUUGCAGCGCCAUGGGUUUUCACGUCGCCGCCAGACGCUUUUACCAGAACCUCGCCGCCGCCGCCACCUAUGGCCGUCAAUGCCACCACUACUCUUCUUCCGCCUCAAACGAAAUGAAUCUGGUCAAGCAACUGAGAGAACGAACAAGCGCUCCGAUCAAGGACGUGAAAGCUGCUCUCGUCGAUUCCAAUUGGGACAUCGAGGAAGCUCAGAAGGAGCUCAGAAAACGAGGCAAAGUUCUCGCCUCCAAGAAAUCCUCUCGAACUGCCUCCGAAGGUUUGCUCGCGCUCGCCCAUGAUCGCACCAGAGCCGCCCUCGUUGAACUCAACUGCGAAACUGAUUUCGUCGCCAGGAAUGAGAUUUUCCAGCACCUGGCAUUGUCUUUGGCGAAGCAAGCUUUAUUGCUGGAAAACUCUUCUGAUGCUCCAUUUCACUUUGGACCUCAAUCACUGGAGGAGAUGAGGUUGGAUCUUCAGCACCCGAAGAUCAGUGGAGAAACCACCGUUCACAAUGCGAUCACUGAAGUAGCUGCUAUUAUGGGGGAGAAUGUAAAACUAAGGAGAGGUUUUGUGAUGCCUGCAUCGUCGCAGGGUCUUAUAUCUACUUAUCUUCAUACCAGUCCCCAACCAGGUUUGGGUCGCAUAGCUGGGAUUUUGUCUCUUGAAGUUGAUAAUGGCAACACACGAGUGGAUGCACUUCAACGAGUUGGAUCAGAAUUGGCCAUGCAUGUAGUGGCAGCAAAACCAUUAUUCUUAACAAAGGAACUUGUGUCCUCAGAGGCUUUAGAAAAUGAGCGUGAAGUUCUUAAAUCUCAGGCAGAAGCCUCUGGUAAGCCUCAAAUGGCCAUAAACAAAAUGGUUGAAGGAAGACUGCGCAAGUACUUUGAGGAAGUUGUGCUCAUGGAGCAAAAGUUUAUCUUGAAUGAUGCUUUGAAUGUAAAGACAGUGCUCGAUAAUCUAUCCAAGGAGGUGGGCUCAUCUGUAAGGAUUGGGAGCUUUCUCAGAAUGGAAGUUGGGGAAGGAAUUGCAAGUCAAGAAGCAGAUUCAUCUGAGUCUGUUGCUCAGGUUGCGUAAUUUAAGGCGAUUCAGUACAUGUAUGGAGGAAACUUCUCAGAGCUAAGGUUUGUUCUGUCUAUUGAUCCAGAAGUUUUUAGGUACAAUAUUCUGUUGAAAAUUUUGCUCCUUAGGAGAAACUUCAAUGGUUUCUGGUUAGUGCUCGGGUAUGCUGUGGUGCGCUCUCCUGGUGGAUGUCUGCUAAAAGCCCAAGAAAGUUAUAGUUGAACCACAUUGGUUGCUUUAUAUUUUGUUUCUACAUCUUCUGUUAGCUCAGAAAGUCUCUUAAUUUUAAAUUUGCAAAACUGACAAAUAAAUUGAUAUGUUGAGCUUCUAUUUAGAAUGAAGCAAAAGAUGCCUAAAAGCAGACUGAAGGUAUUUAAGUUUUUAAAGGAUUCAAAUAAAUGAAUUAUCCGAUUUUCAAUGCAAAA
Molecule: messenger RNA, 1594 nt
Organism: Lotus japonicus
Lineage: Eukaryota; Viridiplantae; Streptophyta; Magnoliopsida; Fabales; Fabaceae
Product: elongation factor Ts, mitochondrial
Exons: 7
Coding region: 123-1184 (353 amino acids)
Biological process (GO): mitochondrial translational elongation
Cellular component (GO): mitochondrial matrix
Molecular function (GO): translation elongation factor activity; protein binding
Source: RefSeq, a predicted model, not a curated record